CAGGACCCACGUUCGGUCCGGGGCUCAGACCGGGGCACGGGGGGACGAAGCCCGGUCCCGGUGUUCCGGUCCCGGUCCCGGUUCCGAUCCCGGGUCGCGGCUGAGCCAGGGUGGGGGCGUGGCCAGACCGGUCAGGUGACAGCGGAGCCCUGAGGAUGCGGGGCCGGAUCCCGGGAGUCUGCGGAGCCCCGGGGAUGCAGAGCCGGAUCCCGGCCCUGCUCGGCCUGGCCCUGGCCUUGGCAUCGCUGCUGCCAGCGGCCGGAGCGCGCCGGAGCCAGGACCUGCACUGCGGAGCCUGCCGGGCGCUGGUGGACGAGCUGGAGUGGGAGAUCGCCCAGGUGGACCCCAGAAAAACCAUCCAGAUGGGCUCGUUCCGCAUCAACCCCGACGGCAGCCAGUCGGUGGUGGAGGUGCCGUACGCCCGUUCCGAGGCGCACCUGACUGAGCUGCUGGAGCGGGUGUGCGAGAAGAUGAAGGAGUACGGCGAGAAGCUGGACCCGGCCACGCAGCGCAAGAGCUACGUCCGCGUCAUCUCCCACGACGGCACCAAGAUGGACCUGUCCGGGCUCAAAUUCGACGGGGACGUCACCUCCAGCUUGAAAUUCGCGUGUGAGAGCAUCGCUGAGGAGUACGAGGACGAGCUCAUCGAGUUUCUGUCGCACGAGGCUGAGAACGUCAAGGACCGGCUGUGCAGCAAGAGGACGGACCUGUGUGACCACGCGCUCCACAUCCCACACGACGAGCUGUGACUGCCUCCGGAGCGGGGACCGGGACGGCACCGGGACCCACCGGGACAUCCCCAGCACCCACCGGGACGUCCCCAGGACCCACCGGGACGUCCCCAGCACCCACCAGGACAUCCCCAGGACAGACAGAUCUCCGGGACCUCCCCGGUUGCCUUGCCCCGUGCGGAGCUCCCGUCCUAUUUAUUCCCCGUCCGGGGGCACCGGGACGGCCACGGGGCCGGGGCCACGUUCUUGCUCCUUUUGGGACAUUUCAGGGACAUUCCUGCCCCGCUGCCGGGGGACACGGGGACACAGCGGGGCUCAGCCCCCGCGGGGUGGGGGGUUUGGGGACCCCCCUGUGUUUUGCAGGCAAUAAAGGGGCCGUGGGCCCACCCGAGGGCA
Messenger RNA from Pyrgilauda ruficollis (rufous-necked snowfinch), 1127 nucleotides. It is a transcript of the gene CNPY2, whose product is annotated as canopy FGF signaling regulator 2. Bases 156 to 749 code for a protein of 197 amino acids. Lineage: Eukaryota; Metazoa; Chordata; Aves; Passeriformes; Passeridae. The record is from RefSeq and is a predicted model, not a curated record. The transcript has 6 exons. Gene Ontology annotation, cellular component: endoplasmic reticulum.